AGCCCCGGGAUUUUUGGGGGGUCACCCCCUGACCCCGAGGAGCCGCCCCCCAAAACCAGCCCGGACCGGGACCCCCUCGGGGAGGACCCUCAGGCCCUGGCCCGGCGCCUUUUCCGCCUGGACUGGGGGUCAGGAAGUCCCAGGUGGCCUCGUACCUGCGCAAGGACACGGAGUUCAGCGCUCGGGUGGCGCGGGAGUACCUGGAGCUCUUCCAGUUCCAGGGGCUGAGCCUGGAGCAGGCCCUGAGGCAGUUCCUGCGGGCCCUGGUGCUCUCGGGGGAGACCCAGGAGCGCGAGCGAGUCCUGGGGCACUUCUCGAGCCGCUUCCACCGCUGCAACCCCGGCGCCUUUCCCUCGGCUGACUCCGUUCACACCCUCACCUGCGCCCUGAUGCUGCUCAACACCGACCUGCACGGCCAGCGCCUGGGCCGGGCCAUGAGCAGCUCUGAGUUCGUGACCAACCUGAGUGGGAUGAUGGACGGGCAGGACUUCCCCCGGGAGCAGCUCAAGGCUCUGUACGGUUCCAUCCGCAGCCGGAAACUGGAAUGGGCAACGGACGACGAGGACGAGCCCGGGGCCGAUUCCCAAAAGGCCAAAAAAGCCCCAAAAUUCCCAAAUCCCGAAAUUCCCCCAGAACUUCUGGGGGGCUCCGGCCCCGCCCGCAGGGGGGUCCUGGCCAGGAAGGUCCUGGCAGAGAGCGACGGCAAAAAGGCUCCGUGGGGCCGGCGGGCUCCGUGGGGCCGGCGGGGCUGGAAGCGUUUCGGGGCCGAGCUGCGGGGGCCCCUCCUGGUGCUGCAGAGGGACCCCCCCGAGGGCCCCGAGGAGUUUCUGGGGCUGCCCCACGCCCUGGCCCAGCCCCACCCCAAAUACACCAAACGCCCCCACGUGUUCCUGCUGCGCACCGGGGACCGCCGGGAGUUCCUCUGCCAGGCACAGAGCGCCCUGGAGCUGUCCCAGUGGGUGUUUGGGAUCAACGUGGCCGCCGCCCUCUGCUCGUCCCCCCCCUUCCCCGCGGCCGUGGGGUCCCGGCGCCGCUUCGUGAGACCCAUCCUGCCCUCGGCGCCCAGCCGCUGCCCCCCGAAAUGUCCCAUCCUGCCCUCGGCGCCCAGCCGCUGCCCCCCGGAGCAGCAGCAGUGCCAGCUGCGCCGCUGGUUGGGGACAGUGACGUGCCAGCUCCUGGAGCACCAGCGGCUCCUGCCCGAGGGACGGGGACGGGAGCAGGAGGAGCACCGGGCACACGGGGACUUCCUGCGCCACGAGCGCCAGCGCUGCCUCACCUACGUGCAGGCGCUGGGGGCGUGGCUGCGCGGGGACAGCGGUGACAGCGCCACCCUCGGGGACAGCGCGGAGCUCGGGGACAUCCCCGAGGACGCCCUUGGGGACAGCCCCGAGUGUCCCCACGGCCCCGCGCCGCUCACCAAGUGCCACUCGAGCCCCUCGCUGGUGCCGGAGCCGCCCCCGGGCCGCGUGCGGCGCCACAUCUCGGAGCGCAGGGCCACCCGUGUCACUGUCCCCAAGCGCCACCGCGACCGCCUGUGACUGUCACCAAUGUCACUGUGACUGUCCCCAGUGUCCCCAGUGUCACUGUCACUGUCACCAAUGUGUCACUGUCACAUCUCGGAGCGCAGGGCCACCCGUGUCACUGUCCCCAAGCGCCACCGCGACCGC
Messenger RNA from Agelaius phoeniceus (red-winged blackbird), 1667 nucleotides. The record is from RefSeq and is a predicted model, not a curated record. NCBI's taxonomy places the organism in Eukaryota, Metazoa, Chordata, Aves, Passeriformes, Icteridae.